This is a messenger RNA of Candidozyma haemuli, 2247 nucleotides long. RefSeq names its product exocyst subunit (gene EXO84). NCBI's taxonomy places the organism in Eukaryota, Fungi, Ascomycota, Pichiomycetes, Serinales, Metschnikowiaceae. The coding region runs from base 1 to 2247 and encodes 748 amino acids. The record is from RefSeq and is a predicted model, not a curated record. Gene Ontology annotation, biological process: exocytosis; Golgi to plasma membrane transport; intracellular protein localization. Gene Ontology annotation, cellular component: exocyst. The transcript has a single exon.
AUGGACACUAGGCUGAACAGGAAAAGCAGGGCGCCAUGGCACUCUGGCGGGGCUGCCAAACAGGCCCAGGCGAACCCAUACGCCAAUGUCAAUGUUCAACAAGGAGUGCCUGAAAACGAUCCAUAUGGCAAUUCGUUACAGGUGCCCAAGACGGCAGCGUCAAGCAGAAGACACAACAGAAGAAUGUCGAUCCAGGCAUCUGCAGCGAAUCAGUUUGACCCUUCGUCGAUGCCUCCAUUGCCCAACCAACCGAUGUACCGAACAGCAACGAACAAUUCCGACGUGGGGCUGGUUCGAAGCUUCGCUACCCACCGCAGAAAGUCCAACGAGGACGAUAUAGUACAGAUCAUCAAGACUGAGCUUCACGAUAAGGAUGUCACUGUGAUUGACGAUUUCUAUAAGUCUUUGCUUGUUCAGAAAUCUAAUUUGGAUAACGAUAUCAAGAAUAGAAUCAACACCAACCAGAAGAAUAUCUUGCAAUUGACGGAUGAUCUUAGGGUGACUCAGGAAGAAUUGGUUACGCUUCGUGUUCUGACAAAGGAGCUUUAUCAGAUUUUGGCUGAAUUUGCCGAAUCUGCUGAGAGACGACUUGCUAUUGAACAGGAGACGCCUAAGAAUGGUUCCCAAAGCUUCAAUGGUGCUUCGCUUGAUAUUCCAAACAAGAGAAAGGAUAGACUGUCAGUGUUAGUGCUCCAGAAAAUGUGGGCCACGGAAUUGCAGUCUCUUUUUAAGCAUGUUGACGGUGCUCAGAAGUACAUCCAGGCUAUUCCAGGUAGACACGUCUUGGCAGAGAGUGGCCGUUGGCAUGAGAUCAAUAUCGGUACGUGGAAGCCUAGCCGUCCAAUCCACUUGUUUUUGCUCAAUGAUUUGGUUAUGAUCGCUACACGUAAACUGCCCCAGGAAGGCAGCUCGAAACGUCUACAGGCCAUUUACUGUUGGCCGCUACAGAAUGUCGACAUAUCGGAGAUAAACGCUCCUAGCCAGAUCUCAAGCCGAGACGGUAGUAAGGUUCAUGUUAUCAAUCUCCGAGCUCCAUCUUUCAGCUAUGUCUACCAAACUGAUAGAUAUGACCACUUCACUCGCGUGUUAAACGCCUACCAGAAAGGAAAAGCCGAGCUCGCUCAGAAGAACAAACAAUUCGAAGAAGAAGAACAAAGAAACCCAAGGGUCAGCGGAGAAUAUGGCUACGGCUUCAAUAGCAGCACAGCCAGUCUACAUGAUGAUAAGCUGGAGCUGCGUCACUUGCGUGAAUCGCUUCGUUCUUCUGGUCUUCAAGGCCACUCACGUAGUGGCUCUACUGAAGAGGUUGGGUUCAACCGCCGCACAAGCGGACAAAGACACAGCAAUGAUGUCAUUCUUCAGGACAUUUCUGCCAGGGUUCACUCCAGAAAUAGAUCUCAUGACUAUAACAAGGAAGCCGGUAUCAAGAAGCCUGGUAGCGACAAGCUGCCCCACAGAUUAUUCUUGGAACUUAAGAAUGCCGAAGAUAAGCUCGACGAGGUUGAUGUCGAUUUAGCUCACAACAAUUACUCCCAGGCUACUCAACUCAUGACGAUCAUUGACCAGAAGGUAGCUAACAUUGUUAUGCGGGUGGCUGGAUUCAAAUCAAAAGAGACCGAUGAGUCACUAGAAGAACUUAGGAUCCUUGUGGAUGUUGUGAAGCUUAAGUUGAGCAACAGACGUUUUAAGAUUCAGCAGAACCUCCAAUUUGACCUACAACACAAUAUUCUGACUUACACGAAUGAGACUAUUCUGGAGCUUCUUAGCUACUACUCACAAUUUGACAUGCAAAGCGAAGGUAUUGCAGCGAUCUUGGAAGCAUUGUCCUCACAUCUUUCAAAAACAGUUGGCAAGCUUAUAUCAAAUGCUCACGGUUCCACAAAAGUUGACAUCAUCAACUAUCUUGCUAACUUGACCAUUAUCUACGUUCUGAUAAUACGUCGUGCAUUGCAAAUUUAUGGAGAAUGUAUCGAAGGUUUGCUUCACGACUCACGCCAUGGUAAUCUCGAUUCCAGUGGGUUCAUUACUUGGUGUAUAUCUGAAAUGUCUCAAUUGGUCGGAAUCAUCAAGAAACAUGCCGAGGAGACGUUGUUGUUCAAGGAAGAUAAAAUAUGGUUUAUCAAGGAUGAACAACACUACAGAGAGCUAGUUGCGAUUAUCUUACCCCAACUAUCGUUCUUGAAAAAGGAAGGGCUCAAUGUGGAUUACCUCUUUGAGGAUAUCCUUCAUUGCCAGAAAAAAUUAUAG